UAUUCAAAUGCAUGCUGUUAUGUUUAUGUAGGCCACACAUCUAUUUUCUCACGACUUUUAAUUGGAAAAGAUGUGUAGGCGUGAUGCACGCGUUUUCACAAUUGACAAUGGCAAGUGUGCAUUACAAAUCAUUCGAAAAGUUAUUGCUAAGAUAAGUAGACAAUAUGCAGAACAAGGUAAAGUAGCUAUAAUUAAUAAACAUACAUGCAAAUGAACUUCGAACGAAAAACGUUGUUUCUGUAGCAUGCAUUGUUGGGUAACGUUUCAGAGAAUGGGAAGAAUAUAUCAAGCGCUGUUUGUGUGAACAAGGCACAGCCUAUAUAAGGAGUGUGGAUUUACAUCCACAGUCCUGCGCUGGGAAUUCUGAUUUUACACACGCAAGGUUUGGUGGCGUGGGAGCGAAACUCGAAGUUGGAGCAAAUCUGUUCAUCCAGAGUUUUUAUACUUAAAUAAUUUUUGUUCUUUUGUUUUUGUUUGUGCUUUUGUCUUUGUGUGUGUGGUUAAAAGGCUGCAUUGUAGAGUUGUCCGGGUAGCCAGUGCGUUUCUCGGAAUAUUUUUUUUUCUUCUCGCCAGUAAUUUAAUCAAUUUAAUAGUGGAAGGCUUUUAUCUGGAAAUCAUGUUAAACCCUAUUUGACUUGCAAAGAUCAUGCUCUUCGCGUUGCUUGUCUUUGCCUUUUGCAUUUUAUUAGUCUCGUGUGUUCUCAUUUUAUUUAGUUAAGGAACUUGUGACUUUUGUUUCAACAUCGGAGGUGGUAGUUUUUCACACAUAGGAAUAAUGUUUGUGUUGUAGGCUGUUUGGAGGCAUAUGGGUUUUUCUCCUGUAGGCUAGCUGACAACAUGCGUAGUCUAGUUACAGCCUCGUGAGAACAGUCACCAGCACAGCAUCGCAAGUGGUCGAGCCACCCAGCACAGUUUGCAGGAACUGAGAACAUGUUUACCUGAUCCGGAAAACGGGUCUUUGUAAACACCCCUCUGUCAAAACAUAAAAACAAACCAGCAGUCUGAUUUCGGGUGACUGAAUACGCUGUUAGAUUCCCGUGAGACGAUUCCUUCUCUAUCUUCCCUUUCCAAAGCAGCGGAGAGCGGUCCCUGUGCCGUGCGCCGCAACAAAUUGCAACUUGUGCAGUAACCAACUACAGUAACGUGGUGAAGGCCCCAGGCUCAGAUUCAGAUGAUGAGGACAAGCUGCACAUCAUGGAGGAGGACGGGAGUCUGGCAGACGGGGCUGACUGUGACAGCAACGUACCCAGUGAAGAUCACAACGGAGACCGCUGGGAUGAAGUGAGGGAGGAGUGUGGUUCUGAUGGGGAGGAUGACGGCAGUACAGAUGCUCUGGUGGAGGAGAUACUGCAGCAGGGAGACACGACCAUCAUUUACCCAGAAGCCCCUGAGGACGAGCCCCGCCAGGGGACGCCUGAGGCCAGCGGACAUGACGAGAAUGGCACUCCGGAUGCGUUCUCACAGCUCCUCACCUGUCCUUACUGUGCCCGCGGCUACAAGCGCUACACGUCCCUGAAGGAGCACAUCAAGCUGCGCCACGAGAAGAGCGAGGACAACUUCAGCUGCUCCCAGUGCAGCUACACCUUCGCCUACCGCACUCAGCUGGAGAGACACAUGAGUGCCCACAAAGCUGGCAGAGACCAGAGGCACAUGACACAGUCGGGGGGCAACCGAAAAUUCAAGUGCACUGAAUGUGAAAAAGCAUUUAAGUACAAGCACCACCUGAAGGAGCACCUACGAAUCCACAGCGGAGAAAAGCCAUACGAGUGCUCCAACUGUAAGAAGCGUUUCUCCCACUCCGGCUCCUACAGCUCCCACAUCAGCAGUAAGAAGUGCAUCGGCGUGAUCUCAGCAGUCAACGGCCGACCCCUGCCCGCCAAGGCCUCCCAAUGCCCAUCCCCAGCCAUGCCUGCCUCGCCCUCCUCCACCACACGCACCCAGAUCCGAGACAAACCCUUGCAGGAACAACUACCCCUCAACCAGAUCAAGAGCGAGCCAAUGGACUACGAGUACAAGCCCAUGGUAGUGUCUCCAGUAGCGGGGGCAACAGGAGUGAACGGUCACGGAGGAGGGAUGUUCAACGGGGGUGCGGCUGCCCCUCUGCAGGGCGCGGUGCAGGCGGUGAUGCUCCCCACCAUGGGCCUGGUCUCUCCCAUCAGCAUCAACCUGGCAGACCUACAGAACGUCUUGAAGGUGGCGGUGGACAGUAACAUAAUCAGACAGAUGUUGGAGAACAACGCUAAGUCAGCGGGGACUGGCAUGGGGGCGACAGGUGUUCCUCACCAGCAGCUCAUCUCAGCCAUCAGUCUGCCCAUUAUGGGUCAGGACGGCAACGCCACCAAGAUCAUCAUCAACUACAGCCUGGACCCCAGCCAGACACAGACCCAGCUCACCGCCCAGAACCUGAAAAAGGAGCCCCAGACCCUGGCUACAACACCAGGCCAGGCCCAGGCUGCCACAGAGCCCUCCAGCAAGACCCAGCAGAAACUCCCAGAGGACCUGACAGUUAGCAAGCCCCCCAGGAGCAAAGAGGAGAAGAUGGAAGAGGAGACUACUAAGACCUGCCUGCUUUGUAACGAGUGCCCCGAUGGUCUAGACACUCUCCACACACUCAAGCACUGUAAGAAAGCCUCAGGCCUCAGGAUCAAUGGGGACAAAUCAAAGUCUGCCAUCGAUUCAUUAUUGUCUGAGGGGUUUGGGGACCAGCCCAAGAACCUUCUGUCCCUCCUCAAGGCCUACUUUGCCUUAAACGUUGAGCCCACCAAGGAGGAGCUCAGCAAGAUCUCCGACUCGAUCAGCCUGCCUGCCGACGUAGUCAAGAAGUGGUUUGACAAGAUGCAGAGCGGUCAGGUCUCACUAGGGGCCCCGACCCCUCCGUCUGAGGAAGAAGGGCCCUUGUCUGAGUGUCAUGGGGCCAUUGUUGUGUCCCCUAAAGUAAGAUCAGAGCAGGACACAGAGAGCCCCACCCUGAUGCAGUCCAGCCCAGCUGAGGCCACUCCGGCUGAGGUUAACGGCUCUGGGCCCUGCCCGUCCUCCCCUACACCACUAAACCUGACCACCGGGGGGCCUGUCCCAGCCAAACCCUCCUCCUCAGACAGCACGGAGGUCCCCCUGGACCUGUCGCUACCAAAGCCCACCCGAGAGGAGACCGCUGCCACCGCGGCCUCUUACCAAGCCACUGUUUACUCCCAUCAGGACGAACCUCUGAACUUGACGAAGACUUGCACAACCAAGAAAGAACUUCCGCUCUCUGCUGGCGCCGCAGGCCACCACGUGACUAGCCAAACCUUGUCCUUGUACACCACCGGCCAACAAAGUGCCAACCCCAUCAGCAUCAUGACCACUCAGCUGCCCAGCGGGACCAUCUAUGCCAUCACUGAUCAGGGCAGCACGGCUGUGCCCUGCCUUCGGGCGCUCACCACCAAUAACAACCAGACUAUCCUCAUCCCACAGUUGGCCUACACCUAUACCACUACAGCUACAGCCAGCAGCCCUGCAGGAACAGAGACACAGGAGAAGACCAGACUGCAGAUCAACGGCAUCAAGUCUGCUGUCCCCACAUGCUUCAAGAUGGACACCAAUGUUCCUGUACCCAAGAAGGCAAAGGAGGAGCGUCAGGACACCAGCUCAGAGGGCGUGUCUACCAUGGAGGAGCAGAAUGACUCAGACACCACCCCUUGCAGGAAGAAGAUGAGGAAGACGGAGAGUGGGAUGUACGCCUGCGACCUGUGUGACAAGAUCUUCCAGAAGAGCAGCUCUCUGCUCCGACAUAAAUAUGAACACACAGGCAAGAGACCCCACGAGUGUGGCAUCUGCAGGAAGGCCUUCAAACACAAGCACCACUUGAUAGAACACAUGCGUCUCCACUCCGGAGAGAAACCCUACCAGUGCGACAAGUGUGGCAAGCGCUUCUCUCACUCAGGCUCUUACUCCCAGCACAUGAACCACCGCUACUCCUAUUGCAAGAAGGAGGCGCAGGGAGGAGGUCAGGGAGGUGUAGGGGAGGAAGUGCUGGAGAUUGAGAACCCUGUGGGGUUGGGUCUGGGAGAGGAGCAGCAGGAGCAGUCAGACAGCAGGCCCCUUUCCUCCCCUCCCUCCCACCUAGACUCUGACGAGCGAGGGAGCAGCACCAGGGAGGACGAGGAGGAGAGUGAUGAGGAGGACAUGGAGACAGUGGCAGGGGAGGCGGUGGAGGGAGAUCCGGACAGCGUUCUGGAUAUGGAUGAUAUACAAGUGGUGCAGAUAGGAGAUGAGGGAGGGGACGAGGAGGAAGAGGAGGAGGAGAGAGAGGAGGGGAAAGACACUGGUCAGGAGGGGGGAGAGAAUGAAGAAGAGGAAGAGCAAGGAGUGAAGAGAAUCGUGGUAGGGGGUGAAGAGGAGGAAGGAGAAGAAGAGGAGGGGGUAGUGGGGUUGAAGUAAAGGAAGAGCAGGAAGAAAAGGAGGUUACAGGGGAAAAGGCACAUACAAGGCAAGAGGAGGUAAAGGAGAACAGUGAGAAAGAGGAGGAACAUGGAGGAGAGAAGGAGCAGGCUGAGAAGGAGGUGGAGGAGGAGCAGUCAGAGCAGGCUCAGGAGGAGGUGAAGGAGGAGACAAUGGACACAGAGGAAGCAGUGACCUCAGAGGAGAAGGAAGAAUCAGGGGAGGUCAUGAAAGAGAAUGAAGGUGAAACAAACGGGAACACUGUUUCAGAAGACUAGAACCAAACACCGACCAGAGCGAAAGGAGAUACAAAAUAAAACAGGGAGGAAGCAGAAAAAGGAAGGAUCCUUUUUCUCCCCAAGACGUUGGGGGAGAGGAAAGGGAUUAAGUUUGGGUUGCUCUGACGGAUGCUGCAUUUCAGUUCACUACUGUGUAUGAAUCCAGGUGUGCCUGAAAAAAAUCGAGUGACUUAUUCCACAGAAGGAAAAACAAUUUUCAGUGUUAGAAAAUGUAUUUGUAAAAAUCAAAAACUAAGUUAAAAGACAAUAAAUGCAUUAUACGGACUUUGUAAGCUAGAGCCGACACGUUUUAGAUAAUGUUUUAUUACUAAAACAACCUUGGGUCAUUUCUUUUUAUCAGUGUUAUCAUUCAUAUUUUAACCUUUAAAAAGCUGUACAGUUGGGAGAGAUUUCUAUACCUUUUUAUUGCCAAUGAACAAAAAAAAUCUGUAUUUUAUUAAGUUGGAGGGAAAAAAAGAUCCUGUGCACUACAAGUGGCUUGGUUUACUUAUGGCUCUAACAGUUAUGUGUUGUCUACCCUUCAGUAUUAUCGCACUAGACCUACAGUAUACAGCAUCAGCACGUUAGCUGAUAAUGUUAGCAUACCUUUUGUUUGUUUUACAUGGAUUGUGAGCCUUAAAGAUGAAAACUAUUGUGAGGUGAUGAAGUUCAGCCAUGAUGAUGUUCCAGUAGUUGAUUAUUACCUUAUAGAUGAAGAAGACAUCGAGGAGAGUAUGGAAGGAGGUACAUAAGUCUGCAAUGACACAUUGUUCUAAAUGUUUUGUUAGUUCGUUUGUUCAUUUAAUAAAUCUGUUAUCAUCAUUACUGAAUCAGAUCAAGCAGAAGAAUAAAGAAGAACAUUCAUGAUCUAGGCCUAGUAAGUAGAGAUUAUUUGACCCUUAAGCCCUGGACCCUAUUCCCACUCCCAGCUUUAUGCAAAAACUUUUAAAAACAAAUACACCAUGCAUAUCAAAAGUGCCAUUGCAUACUGCUGUUUCUCCUUAGCAGCUGUUGUCAGGUUGUUUCAAGGCCCAGAUUUGAUAGUAGUUCAAACAUGUCAACUCUUUCAGCUGAUAUACUGUUUUUGGCUCACUAUCACUAGUCCUGAUGUUGUAGAUGAUAGCAUUACCAUGAAUUAUAAUUUAGACCGGAAUUAUAUAUUUGAGAUAAAAAUCUGCCUCUUUUAUAAUCAGAGCAAUCAACGACAAAAAGGACUUGUAACGGGACGAUGAAACACAGUUUUUAAGUAUUUCCUGCCUUGAAAUGUAUCCUUUUACCCAGUCCAGUCCCAGUGCACUUGUUUAACACUUGUGAAACUCUCUCUCUUCAGGUAACAAAAGUAGGCAAAUAUGAUACCAGAAUGGUUAUUCAGACAAUAUUUUUUACCUGUCAGUAUUAUUUUGUUGUUGAUGUUUUUUUGUAUAUGUUAAAUGUGUGUACUGUAUGUUUUCAGCAAUGUCGGUAUUAUUACCAUUCCCAAUGAUAUGGGUUAUCUGUUUAGUUAUAGAAAACUUUUGUAUUUAUGUGUCUUAUUUUUUUAUAUUUCUUUAUGGUUAUUUAUUACAGUGUAGUGUACAAUACUGUAGUUUGUAUUAAUACAAUAAUAUAUUUUAGUAUGGAAAUAAUUUGAAAGGUAAAAUGACUACAACAAAGCUGGAACAUAAAAAAGUCUGGCAUUUUGAAGUAUGUUUUAGAACAAAAAUAAAAUGUACUACUAUCUCAAGUUGUCAACACACCCCACAAGCAGGACAUUGGAACAUGUUACCUUCCUGCAUCCAUUAAUUCUCAUGUUAGUUUUUACCUUUUGCCCACUUUAAUAUGAAGCUACUGAAACUCUUUGAGAACUAACUGUAUGUCUAAUAGCAUGAGUGUGCUGUUGUAUUGACAGAUGAUCCUUAACCAUGAAUCUGUCCUUUUGCCAAGCCAAAAUAAUAUUGACCUUUUUUGUUUUAUUUGUGCCAAUUUGUUACUUUGUAUGUCUGCUACGUCAAGGCCACAAUCUCUUUUUAUAUGUCCCUGUUUUAAUCCACAAUCAUUUUUUAUAGUGAUAGUUUUUGCUUUUGUUUUUUAUGACUCCCCAUCUCACAAUAAAAUACAUCAAUUACA
Molecule: messenger RNA, 6803 nt
Organism: Salmo salar (Atlantic salmon)
Lineage: Eukaryota; Metazoa; Chordata; Actinopteri; Salmoniformes; Salmonidae
Source: RefSeq, a predicted model, not a curated record